AGCAGUCGACGUCUGACGUAGGUAGCCUAAUGCCCGAGUUCAGCUCACACAAACUUUAGAGCGACCAACGUCUUUACAACCAUGGAACCAAUGCGACGAUGUCACCUUUCCUUUCUGUGCCGUGCUGUAUUGUUUGUGGUAUUAUGGCAGGUUACCAGAACUGAUUGCCCUGCAGACGGACGCACCUGGGUGCCUUUUGGGGACAGCUGCUAUCAUUUCGUACAUGGAGAAGAAGACAAAGCGAAAAGUUAUACCAUUGAAGAAGCGAAGAGAUUCUGCCAAGCAAAUGGUACUGGCCUUCUGCAGAUCUCCAGUGCAGAAGAAAAUGCAUUCGUCAUUAAAUACAGUCCCAGCGUUUGGAAAGACAACCUGAAUGUGUGGCUGGGCAUGUCUUAUGAUGCCAAUGUGAAGAAAUACCAGUGGUUCGAUCACACGGCUCUGAGCUAUAAGAACUGGGAGGACAGCUCUGACCUGUCGCUGGUGGACACCUGCGUGGCCCUGCACCUGAGCACAGGCCAGUGGCUCAAGGUGAGCUGUGCCGAUGACCCAGAGCAUGGAGUGGUCUGUCAGGCGCCAGGAGAAAUACUGGACGAUUGCCCUAAGGAUGGGAAAAACUGGACCGCCUCAGGGACUAGAUGCUACCAUUUUGUCCAGGCAGAAGCUGGAGGAAAGGCCUUCACGUUUGAGGCCGCCAAGGCACAAUGCCAAGGCUAUGAGCUUCUGCAGCCGACCGCUCUAGAGGAGAAUCAGUAUAUUGUUGACUACAGUGCCAAUGUCUGGAAAAGCAACAUCAAUAUAUGGUUGGGCAUGUAUUUUGACACAGAUGCGGAUGAUUUCAGAUGGCUUAACAAUGGCCCAGUGAGCUACAGUAACUUUGAGGACGCCGGGGACACAGAAGAAGUGGACUCAUGUGCAGCCAUGCGCGUCAGCACUGGACAGUGGCUGAAAGUGAGCUGCAACCAGGACACGGAGCACGGCGUGGUCUGCGAAGCUGCCGACAAGCCCGUGGAGACAGGCAGAGCCAGGGGCAGUCCUUUGAUGUCAGCACUGGUCAUCAUGAGUGUGGUGGGCAUCAUUGGCAUCUCCGCCGUCCUCUGGUUUGUGCAUCAGAGGAACAAUCCCGGCUCCUCCAUCCUCACCGCCUUUGAGUUUCACCCGCCUUUCAGAUCGCCCGGCUUUGACGAGACGUGCCUGGUGGAAGCAGAGGAGAAUGACGACCAGCCUUAAGAGUGUUUUAGCACACUGCACUCUCUCGGAUUACUAUCUGGUGUUGUUUGGCAUGGAAUGGCAUACUCCUUAGUAUGUGUGAAAACGCUAUGAGAUAGCUGAAGGUUACUGAACAAUUUGGGCAGUUUAGAUCUGCGCAGUUCUGAUAUACUAACAGUCCUGAAAGGCACACAACUCGCAUUGCAUUCUUCACACGAAUGAGAUAUUUUUCUUGUUGAUUUCUCAACCACUAACCCUUGGCCUGUGGCCCAGUAAGCGUAAAGUUUGGCUUUAAAUGAGAAAGUCUUGACACACGAGACAACAUUGCUCUCCAUUGGUGGUUAAACGGCUGUCCUCGAAUGCCUUCUGUGACGUGUGUGGGUGUGUGUGUGAGUACAGCAAGGUAAAUUAGACCACACUCAUGAAGACUUUUCUUUUGUUGUGCUUCACAUCUCACCAAAUGUGUCUCGGCAUGUUCCAGUGGGCCACAAUCCAAUCUGGAUCUUAGAUGCACAGUUGUGCGAUAUAAUUACAGUGUAGCCUUAAUUAAUGCAGUCUGAAUGGUUGUUUUAUUGUAUUCAGAUUGUUUUUAUGCACACCUACAGUGAUUCUUGAAAUUUAGAAGGCCAUCUUUUUUUUUAUUGUGUUUGUCUAAAAGCUGUAUAAGCGUCAGUUGCCACAGCUCCCUAACCCUACAGGUCUGUAUCCUAUCCAGUGUGCUAAAGGAUAUGUGGACCUUGACUUCUGUCAAGGAUUGUGCAAGGGAUGUUUACCCAAACAUUUGGGUUGAGGCUUGUGCUCAGGAAAAAAAAAACAUCCCAACGCCCUUUGGAACUGUAAGAAUCGCUUGCCUUUCAUGUUCAAAAGGCUUUGGGCUGUUUGUUCUCGUCUCCAUUUGUUUUCUCGCUGCAAAAAUACUGAUAUAAGCGCUUGCACUGUAGUUACAUGCUUGCUCACAAUUGCAGAAGCUCCUUUACAGCUGUUACUGAACUUUGAAACAAAGUGGGGCUCUGGCAUUCUGACAUAGUUUCAAUCUUUCUUUUUUUGCCAUUUGUGUGAUUUGUCAGUGUUCUGUGAAUGCCUUCGUGUGAAUGUUUUGAAACCAACGCUUUGGACUUGCUGUUCCCUUGAGGAGGAAUACAGUUCGUCCUGAAAUCCCCAUGUGCACUAUUUGAUAAGAACUUACUUCAGUUCAUUGCAUUUUCUUUAUUGUGGAAUAGCGUGGAAUCCAAGCACUUUUAUUAAAAGCCAAACUAAUUGGUUGACUAUUCCUGUACAAAUUUUGCUCAUGUUUUUUUCCUUUGUCUGUGAACCAAAUCCCUUAUUAUAAAUGAAACCACUUCAAGGCUGUGUCUGUCAUUUCCCACAGAGAUGAAUAAAGAGUGGUCUUAGUAAGUA
This is a messenger RNA of Sardina pilchardus (European sardine), 2604 nucleotides long. RefSeq names its product CD302 molecule (gene cd302). Lineage: Eukaryota; Metazoa; Chordata; Actinopteri; Clupeiformes; Clupeidae. Bases 82 to 1227 code for a protein of 381 amino acids. The record is from RefSeq and is a predicted model, not a curated record. The transcript has 9 exons. Gene Ontology annotation, molecular function: signaling receptor activity.